AUGAUCGUCGCGAACACGACACCCGACUCUUCUGGACAGGGCAAAGGCCUCUUCCACUCACAUAAUCGACGGGGGCUACUCUUUUGCAUGGUUUUUGUAUUGGGAGCCGUUUUGUAUGGAUAUGAUGGAACUUACUUUACUGGUAUUCUCGCUAUGACUCGAUUCAAGGACGAUUUUGGAACAGUUCAGGAUGGAGUCAAAGUUAUUACUGCUAGUAACCAAUCGCUUUUUGCAUCUAUUGUCCAGGUCGGUGAAGUCUUGGGUAGCUUGAGCGCCGGUUUAAUUGGCGAUCACAGUGGCCGCAAAGGAGCACUUCUCAUGGUUGUUCUGAUCGUCACACUCGGCGCAGUUCUACAGCUCAUUGUUGUUGGAUCUACCCCUUUGCUCGUCGUUGGCCGUCUCAUCCUCGGAGCGGGCGUCGGAAUCGCAUCCAAUUGCGUCCCAUUAUACCUGGCUGAAAUUCCUCCUGCCGCAAUUCGAGGGGCCAUGGUUUCGUCCUGGCAAUUGUUCCUCGCUAUUGGCCAAGUGAUCGGUGCGGUAGUUGCGCAGGGAACCAAGGACGUCCAGUCAACCUUUUCCUGGAGAUUUCCGAUCGCUUUUAAUAUCGUCAUCACUCUGCUCAUCGCUCUUGGCCUCCUAUUUGUCCCAGAAUCUCCCCGCUGGCUCAUUUCCAAGGAUCGGAGCGAAGAUGCCCAUCGCGCUCUUGAACGUAUUCACAAGAAGAAUGAUGAUAUUAUCGUUCAGGACCAAGUUGAUGCCAUGGUCAAUGCGCGUGAAGCUGAGAGGGAAUCGUCGGGUGGAGAAAGUCGCUGGGCUGACGUCUUCAAGGGAACUCAGCGCCGCCGAUUCUUGUGCGCUUUCGGUAUUUUAGUUUGUCAACAAAUCUCUGGUGUUCAGUUCAUUUUCUCUUAUGCAACUGUAUUCUUUGAGUCUAUCGGACAAACUGACGCCUUCUUAAUGACGAUUAUCGUUGAUAUCCUCGAAGUCGCUGGGGUUCUGGUAUCUUUCCUCUUGGUCAACCGAUUUGGCCGCCGUCCCUUGCUACUCAAUACUAUGGUGGUCAUGGGAGCGACUUUGGUUGUAUGUGGUGCUUUGGGCAUCGUCCGUGACCGCUCCAAGGCCAUGAACACCGCCAUUGCUUCUAUGAUCAUGAUCUACGUCUUCGUUUUCAACUUGGCUUGGGGGCCUCUUGCUUGGGUAGUCGCUACAGAACUUGCUACCGGGAAAAACCGUACUAAGAUCAUGUCUGUGGGAACCGGUGCCUUUUGGAUUGCUGCCUGGGCUGUUACCUUUACUCUGCCAUACCUUUACAACCCCGACAGUGCAAACUUGGGCCCCAUGGUUUGCUGGAUUUAUUUUGGUGGUGCUGUCAUCUCCUGGUUAUUCGUCUACUUCAUGAUUCCAGAGACUCUGGGACGCUCACUCGAAGAAAUUAAUAUGAUGCUCGAGCGUGAAAUACCCACCCGAGAAUGGAAGGACUACAAGAUAAAUAGCGCCGAGUUUGCUCAAGGUGGGGAGUAUGAUGUUUCUGAGAAGAAAGGAAAGGGUGCUGGUCACAUUGAGCACAUUGACAGCUCUUCUGGUUCGGCAGCUAGCGUAUAG
This is a messenger RNA of Rhizoctonia solani, 1602 nucleotides long. Its product is annotated as Sugar (and other) transporter. Gene Ontology annotation, cellular component: membrane. Bases 1 to 1602 code for a protein of 533 amino acids. NCBI's taxonomy places the organism in Eukaryota, Fungi, Basidiomycota, Agaricomycetes, Cantharellales, Ceratobasidiaceae. The transcript has 12 exons. Gene Ontology annotation, molecular function: carbohydrate:proton symporter activity. The record is from RefSeq and is a predicted model, not a curated record. Gene Ontology annotation, biological process: carbohydrate transport; transmembrane transport.